AUGGCCUUCCGAGGAGAGUGGAGGGUGAGGCUCCAGCAGCACCAAGGUCAAGAGGCAUUAUUAAAGCAAGCUUGCAGAUACUUUUCGACAGAACAGAUUGCAGGGGUGAUACCUCAAGCACCAAUAGUAGUAGAAAGAGAAAGAAAGCCCCCACUAGAGAAGCUUAGAAAGUAUGGUGCGAAGGAAUUCAAUGCCAGUAAGGAUGAUAGUCCAGAAAUAGCUGAGUAUUGGUUAGAUGGGACAUCGAGAGUCCUGGAACAAUUACAGUGUACACCAGAGGACAAAUUGAUUUGUGCUACAUCACUGCUGAUAGAUGAAGCAUAUACAUGGUGGACUAUUGUUCAGCAGCGAGUAUCAACAGAGCAGCGUACAUGGCAAUUCUUUUUGGACGAAUUCAAGAAGAAGUUUAUCACAGAGGCUUAUCUUGAUGCCAGAAGAAAGGACUUCUUAUAUCUUCGACAGAACAGACUGUCAGUGUCAGAGUAUGAAAGAGAAUUUACCAGGCUCAGCCGGUAUGGUAAGGGGAUAGUGGCUACAGAAGCCGAGAGGUGUAAAAAGUUUCAGGAAGGCGAACGAUGA
Messenger RNA from Jatropha curcas, 579 nucleotides. Lineage: Eukaryota; Viridiplantae; Streptophyta; Magnoliopsida; Malpighiales; Euphorbiaceae. The record is from RefSeq and is a predicted model, not a curated record.